Trachemys scripta elegans is the source of this 3042-nucleotide messenger RNA. It is a transcript of the gene ORAI1, whose product is annotated as ORAI calcium release-activated calcium modulator 1. Bases 258 to 941 code for a protein of 227 amino acids. Gene Ontology annotation, molecular function: store-operated calcium channel activity. Gene Ontology annotation, biological process: store-operated calcium entry. Lineage: Eukaryota; Metazoa; Chordata; Testudines; Emydidae. Gene Ontology annotation, cellular component: membrane. The record is from RefSeq and is a predicted model, not a curated record. The transcript has 2 exons.
GGCAGGAAGGGUUAGGAGUCGGGCUACGCCAUCGAGGCGUGUGCGCGGCGCCCAGGGAGGCGUUGCGGGGGCUGGCGGAGCUGCGGCGAGGGUGGGAGCCGGCGCCGGGGGGUGCUAGGUGCAGCUGCUGGCCUGUCUCUGCAGCCGGAAGGAAAUAGCAGCAGGAGGAGGCGCCUCGGAACUUGCAGCCGGGCCAGGCGCCCUCUCUUCGCUCCUCUCCUCCGCUGCUCCGGUGCGAGCCGCCACCGCCGGAGACCAUGAGCCUGAACGAGCACUCGAUGCAGGCGCUGUCCUGGCGGAAGCUCUACCUGAGCCGGGCCAAGCUGAAAGCCUCCAGCCGCACCUCCGCGUUACUCUCAGGGUUCGCGAUGGUGGCUAUGGUGGAGGUUCAGCUAGAAAGAGAUUAUCCCUAUCCUCCAGGUCUCUUGAUAGCUUUCAGUGCCUGUACUACUGUGCUUGUUGCUGUUCACCUCUUUGCUCUCAUGAUAAGUACCUGCAUUCUUCCAAAUAUAGAGGCUGUUAGUAAUGUGCACAAUCUCAACUCUGUAAAGGAGUCUCCGCAUGAGCGUAUGCACCGGCACAUUGAGCUCGCCUGGGCAUUUUCCACUGUCAUUGGGACUUUGCUCUUCCUUGCAGAGGUGGUGCUGCUCUGUUGGGUGAAAUUUCUUCCACAAGGGACGCCUCGUAUUGAACCAGUCCGUGACAAUUGUACCAUCACCCCAGGAGCAGGAACAGCAGCAGCCAUUGCCUCAACAUCUAUUAUGGUUCCUUUUGGAUUGAUUUUCAUUGUGUUUGCAGUCCACUUCUAUAGGUCACUGGUGAGCCACAAAACAGACAGGCAAUUUCAAGAAUUGAAUGAACUUGCUGAGUUUGCACGACUCCAGGAUCAGCUGGACCACAGAGGCGACACCUUGCCACCUCCUGGCAGCCAUUUUGUAUAAAACUAUAUUUUGUUUAAAAAUCCAUUUUUUUUGCUUCUGCCUUGCUACAUUGACUCGUCCCUGCAUGAACUAGCUGGACUCUUGAUUUAUUUUAAAGAGAGAUUUAUAAAUACUGUACAAAUAUAAAUUUGUAUAAAUACAUUUCUUACAGUAAAAAAAUACCAUGACAUCUUAGACAACCGACAUCUGAAGAGACUGAUGUUGCGGUAUGGCUGCACUGAGCAUGCAUCUCUCAUCCCUCCUCUUAUCAUCUGGAUUGUUUCUUUUUAAUGUUGAAUGGUGAACAUGUCAAUGCAUAAGAGGAAUUACAUUUUAGGCCUCGGUAUAUGUUAGGGGUGGGAGGGAAGACUUAUUUCUCUCUCUAAUGUUGGUGUUGGCUAGAAAAUAUUGCUUGUCCAAUAGAUGUUGCAUGGCACAAUACAAAUUACUUGGGACAUGUAGUAAUUAGCAUUUGGUUUCAGUGCUAGUGCUGUGAUCUCUAAAAGUCUGAUGAAAGGUAAAAUUGAGAGCUUUUCCACCUUCCCUUUUCCCACUAGCUCCCCCAAUCAUGUUUUUCUGCCAAGUAAUUAUUACUUUACUAAUUUCUAUAGGGCCUUUUGCCAUGGCAGCUAUAAAUUCUUACUCUCCAGAUACCCAUGACCAGUCCUAUUGUAAUGUGGUAUGAUCUGCAUCUGUAGGACUGAAGCCCUAACUUUACUCUUCUUUUGGGAAGAAAAUAUAGAAAAAAGCAAUACCUGCUUUAACGUUCAUGGGAGCAGAUAUGUUAUCAGAAGUGAUAAAAUUGCCUGUUUUCAUUGAGGAAACAUUUUAAAAAUUAAAAAUAGAUGGAGAAACUAUCACUCGAUUUUAUUGUCUUCCUUGAAAACUUGCUAUUAAUGGCUUUUCUCUAGCAAUAACAUACACUGGUAUAGAUUUAACCACAGUAGAACUACUGCUGUGGUUCCAAACCAAUAUAGCAAAUAUUUUAUACUUUUUAUAUAUUUUUGAAUAAAUUCUCAGAUACAAAUGAUAAAAGGUGUUUUGUCUGUGUGGGAAUUCCAAGUAAUUAGCUGUACCUUGAUCUUGUUUGGUAGAAAAAUCUUCUACUUCCUCAAAUAUUGUAUUUAAGAUAUUAAAAUCUUAAUUACACUUGAUUUUUGCUUCCAAUGUUGUGGAAGACCACUUAUUGCCAUAUAGACUUAUUUAUGAAAACAAAUGAUUUUUAUUUUAAGAAGUAGUAUUGCUUCUUAAUUGUAAGACGUGCAUCUUUUAUUGAAUGAAGCUGCUGUUUUAGCCUCAAGCUACUGUGUCAAAUUCGAACUUCUUCCUCAAGCAAAAACUGACACUUGACAAGGAUUAUAGGAUUUGGCUUCAACUCCUUCGGAAUUUGUGUGACUCUAGAUACAUUAAAAAGUGAAUUGUGGCUUUUGGGCAGGGCUUCUCCUACCUUCACUAAAGGAUGGAAAUGGGUGGGUUAGUUGGUGAAAAAGCUCUUUGAACCCAGAAAGUACCAGUUUCUGAUAUAAAGAACAGGAGUACUUGUGGCACCUUAGAGACUAACAAAUUUAUUUGAGCAUAAGCUUUCGUGGGCUACAGGCCACUUCAUCUGAUAUGUUAGGCUCCCAUGGAACUGGGAUCUCAGUUCGUAACUGCUAAUAUAGAAUGUAAUCUUGUAAUUUUGUGAUGGAGGUAACAAAUUCAGUUGUGGCCUAAUCGGAGCUAUGCCUCUUUGACUUCAAGUGAAGCUGUGCAUGCUUAUGCCUACACUGAAUGUACUCAAUUAUACCUGGCCUCUUUACCAGAUGAAUUCAACAUGCUUUACAAAUGAAGGUCCUAAUUUUGCAAACACUGGCUCCUGAGGGUAGUACUUAUUGUCAUUAGUAGGCCCACUUGCAUCAAUGCAACUGACUUAUUAGCGCAAACACUGUAGGAGCAGGAUUUUAUAAUUGUACUAUGAGAAUUUGAUUUUAUCCUGCCAGCCACACUUUUUGAAUAGCAGAAAGAAAUGACAGACCAAGACAACUAAUUAUGGUCACCCUUUUGUUUUAGGAUAAGUUAUAAUGUCUACUAUGGUUUCCUAUAUGUAUUACAAAUUUGGCACUCUAGUUAAAUAUACAUUUCU